Messenger RNA from Paramecium sonneborni, 396 nucleotides. The record is from the annotation of a GenBank genome assembly. NCBI's taxonomy places the organism in Eukaryota, Ciliophora, Oligohymenophorea, Peniculida, Parameciidae.
AUGAAUAAAUCAGGUCUAGGUCCAAAAUUACUACUCCAAAUUAAAAUAAAUGUUGGUCAAAGUGAUGAUAUUAUACCAGAGGAGCCGUUUAUGCAAUUUAAUAAACAACAACUCUCUUUAAAUAAAUAAUAGAGGUAUGACACAAAGGGAAGAUAGAUAAUUACAAGUAAAAAUUAUUCAAUCGAAUUUCACAAUUGUGUUACUGUUUGCAUUUAUGAUCCUCAAGAAGAAGUAUUGUAAAUAAAAGAAACCCUUUCUUAAUUAUCGAAUUUUGAUUUGACAAAAGUCAACUUUAAAAACCCUUAAAGUUUCAACAAAUAAUAAUAAUACAAUGCUAUACCUACCAAAUCCAUACUAAAAAAAACUAACUUAGUAAAUGAAAUAAAGUAAAAAUGA